This is a messenger RNA of Tilletiaria anomala UBC 951, 1508 nucleotides long. RefSeq lists its product as uncharacterized. NCBI's taxonomy places the organism in Eukaryota, Fungi, Basidiomycota, Exobasidiomycetes, Georgefischeriales, Tilletiariaceae. The transcript is spliced from 2 exons. The record is from RefSeq and is a predicted model, not a curated record. The coding region runs from base 123 to 1436 and encodes 437 amino acids.
GUAUUCCUAGCGCCACUCUUUUGUGAUUUAACAGUCGUGAACAUCUUGAGAGCCGUGCCGUAGAUCUGGCUGCUCCGCUCCCCCACUUUAAACGGCCAGCUGAAUCCCCUCGGCUCGCAAGCAUGCUCCGCCCAUCAUCCUUAUCCCUGCUGUUGGCAACAGUCGUGGCCGGGACGGACGGCACGAACGCAUUUAAGCCGCACACGGCCAUUCUGGCUUUGCCAGAGUCAGCCGAGGUGUACGCUUUCUCGAGUACGUAUGCACGUCCGUCAGCAGUAGCAGCAGCAGAAGCGUCCGGCAGCAGAAAUCACCAUGCAAUAUCUUCGUCAAGCUCCAUCGCAAGUCAUGACGCACCUGGCAUUGCGGCGCUACUCAAAGGCCUCAUGGUGGACCACAACAUCCCUUCCACAUCGCUAACGGAAGCAGAGAGCCCGCUGGACACACUCGAAGGCGAGGAGCGCAUCCACGCUCUUGCGGCGGUAGGGACCAUCGCCUGGCGAGAAGAGAUGGAACGGAUACACGCACCCAAUCGGUACGGAAGGGCAAGCAGAUCUGCGAGCGGCAGUACAGCAGCAGGUAGCGGCUCAGGGCGAGGCCGCGCUCGUGCGGGGACAAAAGGUCGGGAUAGGGAGAGACACCAGGGAGAGUAUGUCACAUCUCCCGACUCCACCGGUGCACGGACAUCAAGCUCGGCGGUCGAGGACGGGCGGUCAAGCGCGACAAUGCGGCCAAAGAUCGCCUUGCCUGGCACAAGUGUCGUGCGAGCCUUGGAUCACGAGCAAGAAGAGCACGAAGGGGUUGGUCUGGUGCCGCUCUUGCUCGAUUGCGAGCUCGGUCCUAUCUUAGUCAUGCCUCUGGUCGCUAGCGCCCCUCAGCGCAAGGCCGGUGGCAAAGAACUGCGGUCGGCAACGUCUAUGAGCCCAUCGACCCCCCCUUCGCCCGAAGGGGACCACGAGAGCCCAGUGUCUCCUUCCAUGUUACUCAUCCUCAAUUGCACUCCUGCGCGAGUUGAGGGGGAGGAGAACCAUCUCACCGUGCUCAUCCCGCCAAAGGUUGAAUCCAGCAACAACCCGGAUACGCCAACUGGCUCGCUCCACUUACAUCGCCCACCCUCACCGACCUCCAGCCUCCGCCGGCUCCUGCGGCGGACGUCAUCGCAGCAAACCAGCGCUCUUACGCCAGAGUCCUCAGAAGCGCUCACAACCAGCGGGGAAUUGCCCACGCCAAAGGGGACGAAGCCGCCCUUUUCGUUUGGUGUGCAGACCGAGUCAGAUCCAUCAGCUGCUCCACCGCAACACCUUAGCGAGAAGCUUAAUGAGACGCAGCUAUGGAUAUCGCUCUACGCUAGCGCCAAAGCUGUCGCAAGAGUCAUCACGCCUGCGCUCGUUGCAUGCGGUCCCACGUUGAGAGCGCUCAGCGGGACUUCGGGCAUGUAAUAUGAGGAGAUAGCGAACACGAGCAUUUUUCUUCAUGUGGCGUAUAUAUGCGCUGUACGUUUCCACAUACAA